AUGGUUGAUAAAAAACAGGUUGAUCCGUUGAACUCUUUUAUUGCAGGUGCCCUUGCAGGUGCAGUGGAAGGUGCUAUCACUUAUCCAUUUGAAUUUGCCAAGACUAGGCUACAAUUGAGGGAUAAGAAUGCUAAAAGCUCGAAAAACCCAUUGGUACUCAUAUACAACACGGCUAGGACCCAAGGUGUAUCAGCGUUGUAUGUUGGAUGUCCUGCAUUUAUCGUUGGUAAUACUGCAAAAGCAGGUGUUAGGUUUCUCGGAUAUGGUGCAAUUCAGAAUCUAUUGAGAGACCCACAUACUGGACAAUUGAGCGGACCUAGAGGUGUUUUGGCAGGUUUAGGUGCGGGCUUGUUGGAAAGUGUUGUUGCGGUGACGCCUUUCGAAGCCAUAAAGACUGCAUUGAUAGAUGACAAACAAGCGGCUAAACCAAAGUAUCAUAGUAAUGGACGUGGAUUGUUUAUGAAUCAUGUGUAUUUGGCUCGUGAUAUGGGAUUCAAGGGGCUUUACAAUGGUAUUUUGCCAGUAUCUAUGAGGCAAGGUGCCAAUUCGGCGGUCAGACUAGGUUGUUAUAACAAGAUUAAAACAAUGGUACAAAACUACUCAAAUCUUCCAAAGGAUAAACCUUUAUCAUCAGGAUUGACAUUUUUAGUAGGUGCAUUUGCAGGGGUAGUUACAGUUUAUUCUACCAUGCCGAUCGAUACUGUAAAGACUAGAAUGCAGAGUUUGGAUGCUAAGAGAUACACCUCCACUUUGAAUUGUUUUGUACGUGUCUUCAAAGAUGAAGGUCUCAGGACAUUUUGGAAAGGCGCCACUCCAAGAUUAGGUAGAUUGAUGUUGAGUGGUGGUAUUGUAUUUACAGUUUACGAAAAAGUGUUGUACAUCUUAAGCUGA
Zygosaccharomyces rouxii is the source of this 891-nucleotide messenger RNA. RefSeq names its product Ctp1p (gene CTP1). The record is from RefSeq and is a predicted model, not a curated record. NCBI's taxonomy places the organism in Eukaryota, Fungi, Ascomycota, Saccharomycetes, Saccharomycetales, Saccharomycetaceae. Gene Ontology annotation, molecular function: tricarboxylate secondary active transmembrane transporter activity. Bases 1 to 891 code for a protein of 296 amino acids. Gene Ontology annotation, biological process: mitochondrial citrate transmembrane transport. The transcript has a single exon.